Messenger RNA from Paramecium pentaurelia, 407 nucleotides. The record is from the annotation of a GenBank genome assembly. Lineage: Eukaryota; Ciliophora; Oligohymenophorea; Peniculida; Parameciidae.
UUAUGUCUGGUAAGGAAGACGAAUAUGAAAAGUUGUUGUCUGAGUAGAAUCUGAAGGAUAGAUUAGAGGCACCAUAAACAGAAACUGCAAGAUAAAGAAAAUGGCGUAUAGUGAAAAGAAAAUUUGCAGAAGUUUAAGUGUAUGCAAAAUAAGGAUUCAUAAUGGGAUCUUUAGUUGGAGGUGGAUUUGGAUUAGUAACAGGUUUAUGGGCAGCAGUUUAAUACAAGAAAUUAUCUAUGAUUCCAAUAUCAGUAAUAGUAAGUGGUGGAAGUUUUGGUUUCAUCAUGGCUUGUGGUAGUAUGAUUAGGAGUGAUGAAUUAAUUGGUGGUGAAUAUUAAUAGCAUUUCAAAUUAAAUAAUUAAGAAGUGCCUAUUGAAUAGUUCUGGUUGAAUAGAAAGUUUGAAUGA